Messenger RNA from Cladocopium goreaui, 298 nucleotides. Lineage: Eukaryota; Dinophyceae; Suessiales; Symbiodiniaceae. The record is from the annotation of a GenBank genome assembly.
UUGCAGCACCGGCUACGCCGUGAAGGGAAGAGAAAGCACGUGGGUGUGAUCUCCUUACACCCUGCUGUGCGCUCCAUGCUGGAGAGUGACGAGGAUUUGAUGCGCUUCAUUCAGCCCAAGCACAAACCAAUGAUUAUCCCUCCCGACCCCUGGAGACCCUGUGGCCUUGGACCUCAAGGUCCAUAUUUGAUUCAUCCCGUGGAGUUCGUGAGAACAACGGAUCAAAAGAUGACGUGCUUGCGAAGUUACAAUCCCACUCGUGUCGCCGGUGUCAUGGACUUCCUCGGGCGAAUGCCGU